AUGUCGAUCGAAUAUAACUGGCCAGCCAGGAUCAUGUCCUUGGCGAUGCUUUCCGGCCCCGUUGCAAUCGUCAUGUUAUCACCCGCAUCAGGCCAGGGCGCUAACCGGCAUCCCUCACUUAUUUCGGCGUAUAUAGCACUUGUUCUGCCAGCAUUGUUGUUGUUCUUCGCCUAUCCCGCCACAGUGGACGCUCAAAUAACAUGCUACGGUUUUGCCGGCCAAGCCUACACAGACAACACGCUCUGUCCUGGAUCCAACGCCUGCUGCGGCCGAAAAGCAACCUGUCUAUCCAAUCGACUAUGUCACAACCCAAACGAUCCAGAGGGUUUAUGGGUGAGGGGUCCAUGUGCAAUCCGGGAAUGGGAUGACAGCUGCGGACAGAUCUACGAAACAGCCGCCAGCAAUGGGCCUUGUUGCAACAACGAUCCACAAUGUUGCCAGGAUGGCAAGGGGACCUUUCUCGAUGAAGGGGGGGAAAUCGUAUCAACUCGAGCAACAGGUGCUACCACCAGCUUCCCCCCGUUAAGCGAGACCGGUACCGUCAGAACAACAGCCCCUGUGCCCACCACCUCAACAUCAUCUUCCUCUACAUUUUCCUCUACGUCCUCCGAAUCCACAUCUUCUUCCUCGACAACGGAAAUCGUGGUGCCGCCCACGAAUGCCGGACCAGCAACACCAGCGCCAACCCCCUCGGACGAAGAUAACAACGGACUCUAG
Podospora anserina S mat+ is the source of this 717-nucleotide messenger RNA. RefSeq lists its product as uncharacterized. The transcript has 3 exons. Lineage: Eukaryota; Fungi; Ascomycota; Sordariomycetes; Sordariales; Podosporaceae. The record is from RefSeq and is a predicted model, not a curated record. Bases 1 to 717 code for a protein of 238 amino acids.